Pocillopora meandrina is the source of this 1429-nucleotide messenger RNA. NCBI's taxonomy places the organism in Eukaryota, Metazoa, Cnidaria, Anthozoa, Scleractinia, Pocilloporidae. The record is from the annotation of a GenBank genome assembly.
AUGGCCUCUGGAGAGCUUGAACUUCGGCAGCAAAUUGCAGAGGCAAAGACUGAAGAGAAAAGUUCUGCGCAGUUUAAUGUAGAUCAAGUCUUUGAUAGCACGAAUGAUUAUUUGAAAAGUGUACUUGCUAAACUCACUUCCAUUCCGAUCUUAUUUGAGGCACAACCUAACGGUCUAAAGGUGCCUUCUGUGAAAUUCCAAUGCUCAGCUAUUGUCAGCACCAUUUCAACGACCACUUCUGUUACCACACCCGUCUCAGUCAUUGCUGAUAGUAUGAACUCAACGCCCAACUGUUUGAUCCAAGGAAUCUUCCCAUUAAAGAAGAAGAAAUUUAAGAAGACAAUGUAACUCCCCCUGAAACCAAGCUAUAUCACGACGAUAAGCAAGGAUGUAUGUACGUUUACGGAAAGGAUUCAAGCCCUGUAGAAAGUACAAGACCAGAUCAAGACUAUAUUGACAAUCAAAGGAAAUAGGCAGAACUUUCAAAAAUGAUUGUUACGUAACAAGCCAGAUGUCUCUCACCUAGCCAUAAGCCACCUAUGUUCUCCGGAGAUGUGAUGUCAUACCCAUCAUUCAUUGCAGCGUUUGAUGUUCUCAUAGAAUCUAAGGUAGAUAAUCCUAGUGAAUUCUUGUAUUUCUUGGAUCAAUACACCAGUGGAAAGGCAAAGGCACUGGUUAACGGCUGAUUACAAAUGAAGAGUGAAGACUCGUAAAAAGUGGCUAGACGACUUUUGCAGAAACACAUUGAAGGUUGCAAGUGCAUGCAUCAUAAAACUAUCGAGCUGGCCUGCUGUGAAACCUAACGACAGAACAGGGCUACAAGAGUUUUCUAUUGCCCUUGAGCAAGCAAGGAACGCCAUAAUAAGCAUGCAUUACAUAAAUGACUUGAACACACCCAAUGUUCUGCGCCAGUUGUGGGAAAAGCUGCUGAGAUACCUCGGCAGUAAAUGGACGAAAUGAGUUGGCAAGAUGAGAAGUAACAAGGGACAGGCAGCCAACUCCAAUAACUUCUGCCAGUUUGUGUCCAAACAAUCCGAUUUUGAAACAGAACUAGUCUACUCAGCGGAAGGCAUCAGCAGACUAAAAGAUACAGUUUACGAGUAUCGCAAGUCGGGCUAGGGCAAGACAAGGAGAGGAAGGCGUAAAAACUUUGCAACAGGCCUCUCAGAAAGGAAUGGCACCGAAAAAAAUUAUUAUCCCAUUGUGCUCCAAAAGGCACCACUUGAAAGAGCAAAGAGUAGUAGAAUGAAGAGACUUUCUUGGAGACGAAGGUUUAUACUUUGGUUGCUAUAGUUCUGAACACAUCGUCAAGUUUUCCAAGAGUAGAAAAUCAUGCCAGAUGCGCAAUAGGAAACACCCAAGGCCACUCCACGAUCACAACUGGACACCGGAAGAGGUCAAGACGGAAGGAAGGAGCAGCCAACAUUAG